Messenger RNA from Mucor velutinosus, 1755 nucleotides. RefSeq names its product Bifunctional purine biosynthesis protein PurH. The transcript has a single exon. Gene Ontology annotation, molecular function: GTP binding. Lineage: Eukaryota; Fungi; Mucoromycota; Mucoromycetes; Mucorales; Mucoraceae. The record is from RefSeq and is a predicted model, not a curated record. Bases 1 to 1755 code for a protein of 584 amino acids.
AUGAAUCGAUCUGCAGCAAGGCUCUCUCAAGCUGUCAAAGGCCUUUGUAUCAACGGCAGCACUGUAUCCAAGACCUCUCAUCGAUCAUUGCAAGCCAACUUCGUACCUGCCAUCGUCCAUUGCCAUGGUAAGCGAGCUGUCACAUUAGGUGUGCACAAUGCUCUCUGGCAAACCAAGCAAUGCUACACAACAACAACAACAACAACAACAACAACAACAACGCCUUCCGUAGAGCCUACAAUGGCUUCUACUGAGGCAGCUCUAGGGGAUUGUCCCGGCUGUGGUGCUCCAUUUCAGAAAUCUAAUCCUGCUCAACCAGGCUACGUAGCCGACAGAAAAUCAUCCAACUCCAUUAACAAGAAGCAGCAAAACAAAUCUCUGAAUGAGGAAGCCUACCAAGCAGCUCUUGAUGAAUUGGAUCCAGAUACAAGAGCACUGUUGGAGGGAGAGCCUAUCGACAACCAAGCUGAGCAGCAUCAGCAAAAGCAACACCAUCAUCAGCUUAGUGAACGUAGCGUCUGUCAAAGAUGUUAUGCAUUGCAGCAUCACAAUGCCAGCACCACUUCCAGUACGCCUGAUUUCUUGCGCUCAUCACAGCAGUUUGGAUCGCUGGACUUUUUGAAAACCAAGAGAGACCCACUGAUGGUGGCUGUAUUCGAUGUCACCGAUUUGCCUGCUUCUAUGGGCCAUCUACCUCAGCUGUUACAACAAAAUCCUGGUGCGCGCAUCCUACUUGCUGCCAACAAGAUGGAUCUCUUACCAGCAUCCGCUCGUCGUCAUGAGCAGCGCAUCCGAGAUUGGAUCAUGCAACACAUGAAAGCCAUUGGCGUGCCUACAAAUCAAGUGGUAUCAGUGACAUUGAUUAGUGCCAAAAAGGGAUGGGGCAUUCCAACACUCAUGCGUAAGAUGGAUCGCGAGAGAUUACCUACAGACGAUAUCUACCUAGUAGGAAGCACCAAUGUGGGCAAAUCAGCCCUUGUGAAUCAAUUCAUGUCGCAGAUCAGAGGUACACUGGAUGCAGAAGGACGUCGGUUGAAAUCACAGCUCAAGGCUCAGUACAAGAUCACAAGUUCAGCCGUGCCUGGCACCACCAUGGGCACCAUCAAAGUGCCGUUGCAUGCGUUGGGAAUGACCUCGGAGGAUGGAGAAGGCUGGGAGAAGCGUCGUUUUGUGACAAGAGACAGAUUCCUGAUUGACACGCCUGGCAUCAUCAACGACCAGCAACUGAUACAUCAACUUGACUAUGACGAACAAAAAAAGCUUGUGAAUCAAAAGGAGAUGAGCCCUGUUACCUUCAAGCUAGAGCCAGGAAAAUCACUGUUACUGAAGCCUCUCGUCCGCAUUGAUCUCUUGGAAUCAGACCAUCCAGUCCUCUUCACCAUGUUCAGUCCACUGGCACCUCAUUUAACAAAAACAGAUAAAUUGCCCGCUGCGCAUGCCUUGCAAGACAGAAACACACAUCUUCGCCCUGUCAAGGAUCAAUCGAUACUGCGCAUGAGCUCUCUGGAACCCAUGGACGAAAUUGUGCGCGUACGUGGUAUGCAUCGAUCGCACGCUACUGUGGAUUUCAGCUUUGCGGGCGUGGGCUGGAUCUCAUUGAUAGGCGAGUUUGAUCGCGCUACCUUUAGAAUUUGGCUGCCUAAAGAAGUGGAUCCUCACAAGGUGUUUACGAUGCGUGAUCCUCCGUUGUUGCCCUAUGAAUACAGGGGCUCCAUUAGAAAGUUUUUUGGUUCUGGCGAAAGAACAAGAAAGUGA